Molecule: messenger RNA, 435 nt
Organism: Hyaloperonospora brassicae
Lineage: Eukaryota; Oomycota; Peronosporomycetes; Peronosporales; Peronosporaceae
Source: the annotation of a GenBank genome assembly
AUGGCAAGAGGACUGCGGCUCGGCUCCAAGGCCGACGUGCUCAAGAACCUGCGCUCGAUGCUGCGUGUGGCCCGCACGCGCAGCUCGCAGACGUCCCUUCGCGACUGCAAAUUCUCGCAGCAUAUCCUCGCACAGUUCCGUGCACGGCAGCACGAGAAUGACCGCUCCAAGAUGCGCGCGUACCGAGCAGAAGCCAGCGACUAUUUGAUGCUGCUACGAGGCAUUGAGGAGCAGCGUCAUCUAUGGGCGCUCGACGCUGGUCUGGAAAACACGCUCUCGAGCCAAGAGAUGGUUCAUCGCUCAGCACGUCGCGUGGGUCUGGAUGUUCCAGACUUGUACACUGAGACGCAGGCAGACGAGGAGCGCAAGAAGGCGGCGGCGGCGGCCGAAUACCUCGCCAAGAAGCGGAUGAAUGAGACCGCGGCAGGCCAGUGA